Molecule: messenger RNA, 7550 nt
Organism: Venturia canescens
Lineage: Eukaryota; Metazoa; Arthropoda; Insecta; Hymenoptera; Ichneumonidae
Gene: nmo
Product: serine/threonine-protein kinase nemo
Biological process (GO): intracellular signal transduction; protein phosphorylation
Cellular component (GO): cytoplasm; nucleus
Molecular function (GO): MAP kinase activity; ATP binding
Source: RefSeq, a predicted model, not a curated record
AGUAGCGCCAGUAGCCUGCAUGCUUUGGCUGCGGUAUGACGUGUUUUUUUAAACUUCCUUCUUCCCACCGCAUCGAGUUAUUACACUCUCUCCGACCCCGCCGCGAAAUAAAUCGCGCGAGGUAGGCGGGUAACCCUUUUCCCCUUAACCCCAUCGUUGUCCAAAAGGACAUUAUUGAAAUCAUCGAACAUCGUUAAAAGAAAGUGAAAGGGGGUCGUGAAGAAACAACGUCUAAGCUCGUGUCUCAUUCUUGUUUCAUAAAGGAGCAACAAACGAAUAAUCGUCGCGGGACUCGAAGUUCGUGCGUUUGUAAAAAGACUCGCGUUUCUACUCCUUGUGUGUAUUUUCGACAUUGUGUUAUUUUUAUUCCGUGUGUGCGUGCGUACUUGUGUAUCUGUGCUUUUCCAAUCAAUCGUAUAAAAAACAAAACGGAGGCUCUGUAUUUUCGGAGGAAUAAUUACUAAACGGAGCAACAAGACGGAAAAAUGAAAAGAACAUAAUUGAGCAUGUAUACGUAGUGUGGAUUCUAUACAGGGAUUUAUAUGUGUAGGAAUCCGUAUAGGAGUGUAGACCGAAGAAUAGUAUACACAUGAAGGAAACGGUAAGCGUCGACGCCCGGGACUAUCAGUGAGCGACGAAAAAAGACGAAUAGACGCCUAAGAUUUUUGACCUGGCCAAAAAAAAGACGCCGGGGAAAGAAGAUCGAAACAUCGAGUUUGUUAGCAGCGAACAUAAAAGCAGUCUAGACCUUGCUCUCCACUCGUUUUACCAGCACGUCCGCAUUGCCUUCCCCCACCCUCUUUCUCUCUCUCUCUCUCUCAAUCGUCUUAUUGUUCUCGCAUUUUCCUUCGGCAAUUUUGACCACGUCCGAAUUUUUAUUCUUCCCAUUGACGUACUCUGUCCUAUAUUUCGUUUCGCCUUUUAUUUUCUCAGAUAUAAUAAAAAAAAAAAAAUACUACAUUGGCUGUGCCUCGAUUGUCCAAGACAAAAGAGAAGAAAACGUUGAUGAUCGCCAGCUGAGCGUGAUAGCCCGAACUGUAAUCUCCCUCACCCUCUCCCCCCGCUCUUCGUAGUGCAUCGAGAGUGACAACAAAGAAGAAAUAACGAACGAUGAUUGAGAGGAUGUGAAAAAAAAUGUUACACGGCCGAGGGGAGAGAAACAUCGAAGAAUACGCUCUCUCAAAUAAAGGCCAAGAAAAAAAAAGAGAUAAGGUGAGAAAAAGGGAAAACUCGAAUAGAGAAUUUUUUCCGGAGCAAACCAACGCGAUACAUAAAGAAAAAGAGAGAGAGAGAGGGAGCGAGCGAGCAAUCUUGUAACCUAACUUUAGCUGUUUUUCUGCAUAACCUUAUAAAAUUGAAUAAACAAUGAAAAUUGCCUUUCCGUAUAUUAUACGGAAACAAGAGAAAUCAGAUUGAACUGAACUCAAGAAAUCAAAUUUGCACUCAAUUCGAGUUUUUAAAUAUUGCAAUAACGGUUUCGUAUGUUGCGUGUACAAAGAGGAGCGAAGAGGCGGGAAUUUCAAAUGUCUUAAGAUCGCUACGAAAUUGAAUAGCAGAUCGGGAUAACACGAAAAUAUGACAUUGAUAAACAGUUGAAUGUGACCAAUCACGAUCAGUCGUAACGAGUUUUCGUUUCGCCACGAUAAGAUAUCUGUAAAACAAAUAUUUAUAGAAGAGUUAAAAUUUUGGAGGCCAUUGUUCGUUUCUCCGAAUUCCACGAAUAAGUGACGGUUUCGUGAUUAUUUUCAAGUUCUUUAGAAUUUUAGAGUGAAGUGCGAAUAAGUGAAAUCGUUGAAAGGAAUAUUAAAAUAAAAGAAGGAUCAACGGGUUAGUAAAAGUGCCGGAGGUCGAGCGGUUACGGGUAAGGGAGAUAGAGGACGUUCAGAGUGUCCUUAGGAAGGACUUGAUGGCAGUAGUGGGGCCCAGUCGGCACUCACGGGUGUCCAUGAGCGUGUCGAUGUCGUUGAUGCAGGGGGCUGCACCCGGUACGACAGGCGGCGGUGGCGGUGGCGGUGGUGGCGGAGGCGGCGGUGGCGGCGGUGCAACUACGGGGUCUCAUCCGGCUCAAUCGCGCCUGGGCCGCGGUGCCGCUGUCGCUGCCGCCGCUGUUGCGGUCGCUGCGGCCCAGGCCCCUCCCACUUAUUAUCAUCCGGCAGCUCCAGCACCUCCCCCACCGCCGCCGACUCAGGAUCCCGUUCAGCCCGACAGGCCCAUUGGUUACGGUGCAUUUGGCGUUGUUUGGGCGGUGACGGAUCCAAGGGAUGGAAGGCGGGUCGCAUUAAAAAAACUGCCAAACGUCUUUCAAAGUCUUGUAAGCAGUAAAAGAGUAUUCAGGGAGCUCAAGAUGCUUUGCUUCUUCAAACACGAGAACGUUUUAUCAGCCCUCGAUAUUCUACAACCACCUCAUCUAGACUUCUUCCAAGAAAUAUACGUGAUAACGGAGCUGUUGCAGAGCGAUCUUCACAAGAUAAUCGUUAGUCCGCAGCAUCUCAGUCCGGACCACAUCAAGGUCUUCCUCUACCAGAUUCUCAGGGGUCUCAAGUACCUGCACUCGGCGAGGAUUCUCCACCGGGACAUAAAACCAGGAAAUCUUCUGGUCAACAGCAAUUGCGUUUUGAAGAUAUGUGACUUCGGUCUGGCGAGAGUGGAAGAGCCCGAUCAGAAUAAACACAUGACCCAAGAGGUUGUAACGCAGUAUUACCGAGCGCCAGAAAUUCUCAUGGGGGCACGACAUUACACAGCCGCUGUCGAUGUUUGGAGUGUUGGUUGUAUAUUCGGUGAAUUGCUUAGACGACGAAUUCUCUUUCAAGCCCAAAGUCCUGUCCAACAGUUGGAACUGAUAACGGAGCUUCUGGGAACGCCAACCCUCGAGGAUAUGAGGUACGCGUGCGAGGGUGCGAGAUCCCACAUGCUGAGACGAGCACCAAAGCCACCCUCGCUAACAGCUCUCUACACACUCAGCAGUCAGGCAACCCACGAGGCUGUUCAUCUGCUUUGCCAGAUGCUCGUAUUCGAUCCGGACAAAAGAAUCACGGUUGUGGAUGCAUUAGCGCAUCCUUACCUCGACGAGGGAAGACUAAGAUACCACUCGUGCAUGUGCACGUGUUGUUACACAACUAGUGCUGGAAUGAGACAAUACACCGGAGAUUUUGAGCCGGCCACGUCUCAUCCCUUCGACGAUCUUUGGGAACGCAAACUUACGAGCGUGCAACAGGUCAAAGAGGAAAUGCACAAAUUCAUAGCGGAACAGCUGAACACGUCGCGCGUGCCGCUGUGCAUAAACCCGCAGUCCGCGGCGUUCAAGAGUUUCGCAAGCUCCACGGUGGCUCAUCCCUCGGAAUUGCCCAUCGCCUCACCAGUGGGAAUGAAACGAUGUUCCGUCAUCGAAGUUCGGGGUUCUUCGAAAUUUUCCUUGUUUGCCAUCACUCAAGAUCAAGCCUCUAUCGAUUCCGAUGCCUCUUCGAUAUUGUGAAAACAGCUGACAUUUGUAAAGGUUGCAAACGUCUUAAAGAAACAUAAGGAUGAGCGAGAAGAGAAAAUGGAAAAACAAUGAAACGAGAACCGAAGGACCACCGGGACGAGCCAUGAGAGACAAUAGACUGCCGAGCACCGUAGCCUCAAUUUUUUUCGACUAUAGCUGAACUAAUACUGCAUAGCUCGAGUCAUUCAAUUGAUCGAAAGCCUGUUAACGAUGCCGCGCUUUCCUCAUGGUUUUUCAAAUCUCUGUUGACACUCAACCAAUCCCUCUUUUGUCCAAUGUCACACUUUCUACAAAAACUGAAAGAUUUAGAAGCAAAGCCAUGAAUUUAUAGGAAACCGGCCGAUUCUAAACGGAUUUUGAUUUUAAAAUCAGACUCUCACUUUUGCUCUCCACUUUCGUGAGAGUAACAAACGGCUGAACGAAUCGUUACACCUUUCGACUCAGUGAUCCGAUUUAUGUAUGAUUACGGAUAUUAUUAUAUAUACAUGAAAAAUCGUGAAGUACAGAUACUAUUACGGUAUACGUACACAGUGGAUAAAGCGUCAGAGUCGUUUAACAAAUAGUACGAAUGGUAUUGGAUAAAAUCAUUAAAGAAUAUAAAGAAAAUUAUGUGGAGGAAAGCGUUGAGCAAUUUUGACGCACGGAGGGUAGGACCAUUGCGUAAAUAAAUUUGUGAUUUCGUAGCGGGUAACAAGAAAUUUUCGUUACGAAAAAAGACAGUUUUCUUUUUUCUUCGUGUGUUUUCUACAUGUUUUUCUCAAUUUUUAUCUCUCGUACGUUAUUCAACGCGAAAUAUAAAAUUGCAAGUAAAAACAACAUUUAAAAAAUAUGAAAAAUUGAGACUGGAUAGACGCGCAAAAAACGACCAAAACCCGUUCGACGAAUACCGAUUGGAAAGAAAAACGAAAAAUACACAUAGCCCUAUGGGCUAACGAUUGACUUCAUUGGAUUUUUUUCCGAGAAAUAUAUAGAGAACGGGGCCUGGCAAAAUCGGAAAAAAAACAACGAGAAAUUUAAGUAUAAUGAAUGACCAGCUUGGAGCAUUUUUUCGAGCAUUUGACUAAGCAUUUUUAUUGGUAAAUGUAUUUUUUACCUUAAGAAUUCAACGUCACCGUAAUUAUAAAUUAGAUCGGAAAAAAAUUUAGUUGCAAUUUGCAUUUAUUUUCGGGGAAUUUCGCAAUAUUUCUCUAUUUCUUUAUCACCAGGUCGAUCAUACGAUUUCAGUCAGCUUGAUUAUUUUUUUCGUUUUUUUGUCUCGCGUCUUUUAUUACGUAGAAAAAAAGACGCAAAGCUCAUAUUACCCUCGGAUUUGACUAAUUAUGAGCUCGCAAGAUGCCUAGGAACGUGCAAUUCCUGAUUCAAAAUGAAUUAGUAAUCAAAGCUCGGGCAAUUGUUGAUUCUGCGAACUUUUUGAUUUGCAUUUGUCGCGCACACUAAAAUUUUUUUUUUUGUUUCCGUCGAUUAUAACAAAUAAUGUAAUAGGAGGAAAAAAAUUUUUGUACAGAAAUCGAUUAAUUUGGAACUUUCAAAUAGUUAUUCAUAAAUUCGUUCAUUAUAUCAGUCACUUACGUAAUGCAUUGGACAGACACUGCCCCACCCAAGGAUCUCAAAAUAAAAACAAAAUAUAAAAAAACAAAAGACGCAAAAUCGUAUUUCGCUUAACUCAAAGAAUUUUCAAUGGUUAUGAAUAUCUUAAGGAGAAUACAACGGAAAUACGAAUACGAUGACGCAUUUUUACGGAGAUCGAUGUAAAUAGUGAGAAUUCCCAAUUAUUUUAGAAAGAAAAACAAGUCGAUAAGAUUUUUGGUGGAACGCUAAUGAUUUUUGUUUGUUCGAUAUGGACAAGCGUGUGCGCAAACGUAUCCGAAUUUUUCUUUGAAAGAAUAAACACGACAUGGUAUUCCACCGAAUAUGUUAUAUUCUGAGUGUGAUUCUAGAUUUAAGGCAAUUAUACAGAGAGAAAAAGAUGAUCCAGAAAUGAAAAGUUGUAAGAGAAAAAUAAAAUAACGUAGGUCAAUAGGGCCUAGAGAUUUAUAACGUAGAAUAUCAAUAUGAAGUGAAUACCGAAGCAAAACGGGCACGAAUAAAACGAGAUCAGAAAACAAUGACAUUUAUAGAUACACGAAGAUAACCUGCUUGAUAUUUUUUAUUGCGAGAAUUUUCCAACUUGGAUCAACAACGAUUAUUUUAUUUUGUCCGUGCUAACGUGGUUUUUAGAAGGAGAGAGAGAAAGAGAGAAGUUCGCAAGAUCGAGAUAAACAUAGCGACUUUUACAAGAUUUUCCAUAUUCUCAACGUCCAAAAAUAGCAACGCUAAAUACCACUAAAGUUCGACGUGAACUCAUCAAUUUUUUGUAAAUAAUUCAUCACUUUCCUCCAUUAUUGUAUAUAAAAAACACCCCGUCGAAUUAUUGAUACGCUCGCGAGAUAAUAAAAUUUUUCCUACUUCGUCUCUUUGUCGAUUCCCAAUGUCGACCUCUACACCUAAUUUUCCGAAUUCAAUCGACCUUUUUCUGUGAUAAAUGCUAUCACACGUGUGCAUUUUUUUGUACGAAAGCAACUCUCCUAAAUGUGCCAAAGCUAUCACCAUAAAAAUACCUAUAAAACAUGGAACAUUUCAGAAUAAUCGGAAAUUUCUUGAACUUCAAACUAAAAUUCGGCUGUCACUUGCAUUUUUUGAAACUAGAAUGAAUCAAUUUAUAAAUUAAAUUUGUCUCGUUAUUACUCGAUCGUGAGCCUUAAUUUCACCGUUUCAUUGAACGGAUUCACAAUUCAUUGCAUAUUUGACGUUAUCAUGGAAUCUUAUUUUCAAAUGAAUUCGGAACAAGUUUGAAAAGAGAAAGAAGGGGAAAGUAUGUAAUAGGCAUGGUUGUAAACAAAUAUAUAAAUGUACAAUUUCUCAAGCGGUUCGGUAGACUUGCGGGGUUCAAUCCUCGUUGCGCGCACUUGUAAAUAUGAUAUAUAAAAGAAUAUGAUUAAUCGUCAGAAAGGUAAAAAAAAAUGGAAGGAUUCGAGGUUAAAAAAAGGUCGAUAGGAGCUUGAACGGAGCAGCAGUAAGCAGCUAGUAAAGCUCUCGUAAUUAUUAGCCAGUGUCCUGCCAAUUAGCCAGCGAACGCUGCCGUAACAUGAUAACAUGUUCAAUUUUCGUGAUGAACAAGUUUUUCUGUAAACGAUAUUUUUAUUUCUAUAUUCUGUAUAACGGCUUUGUACUUCCAGCUCUGUAACUCAAUCGCGAUAUUUUACAUAUAUAUUUUGGUCCUCUAUGAAUUAAUCUUUGUUCCCGUUCUGGACGUCAAAAUUUAGUUUUCUCUUUCCCAAAUUACUGGUCAUAUGAAAGCGGUAAGAGCUAACAAAAAUAAUAAUGGAAAAUCAUUGGGACAAUAUACUCAUGUGAGUAAAACCUCGCGAUUGAGGGGACGAGUUCGAUGUUUCCUAUGAAAACAUUGAAAAAGAAAGUGAAAAUGAACGAAAAAAAAUUUUGAAAAAUAAUGAAAAGACUUUUAAAAGCGCGAUGAUGACGAUUUUUUGUAAAUAAUAAUAAAUAUUAAACGUAAAGAUAAUCAAUUGGCUCGCUGUAGCUGUUCAGUUGGGCAUUCGAUGAACCGAAAAUUUCGGUUUUUGUCACAUACUCGAUUUAGAAAAUUAUAAAAAAAAAAAAAAAAAAUCAGAAAAAAACAAGUUUUUUUCGCACUCAAAAAAAAUAUAUUCGGCGUUUCUUCGUCAUGAGAGAUGUUGUGACAUGACGAAAUUAAGAGGAGGAAGAAAAAAUGGAGAUGAACGGGCGUUGAAAAAGUAUCGGAAGAGGCGAUAUAUACAUUAUCGAACUAACGCUCCAAUGUUUCUGUAUGUGUUUGUUGUACGUGCCUGCCUGCAUGGGUAUGCGCGUGUGAUGAUAAUUCGUAAAAUUCGCAAGAACAACGUUAUUUUACCCAUAAGGUAUAAUUAGAACCAGAUUGCAAAAAAUGCAUCAGCAACGUAUCAUUUACAAUAGUAGACAUGCCUUGAUCAUUAAAAAGUAGGGGCAAAGCAGCAAGAUGCACCAAACAAUAAAGUUGCUAUAAAAAACACUA